AUGGGUGGGCUGGGAGAAGGCUACAAGAAGAGCAUAUCCAAGAGUUUCUCAAAUUCACUUGCUAUCUCUUUUUGGGCAAAACAUAAAAUUCCUUCCUCCAACAGCUUGGUAAAAGAGGUUGCUAUCUUUAGCAAAGUUGCCAAUUUUCUUCCUCGCACGCGCAAAUAUCCGCGCGCGGAGCUCGGUUGCCAUUGCGAAAAGCUGUAUCGACGCUACUCUCGCGCGCGCGAGAAGCCUUCCCGCGCGAGAUUUCUAUCGUUCGCGUGCAAUAAAGGAUCGGUCCAGUGCAAGCCGCCGUCCCUAGAUAGCGACGUCGCCAUUCCAUUCAUCUUCUUCGACGCGAUUGGAGUCCAGGUCCAAAGAAGUUGCGCCGCCGCUGUUCGUCUCUUCGUCGUGAAGCCAGGAGUCAGAUGGGCAGCCGGCUUGAUGUCGCAGAUGGGCGGCCGCAAUGGAGGAUGGCCACCAGCCGACGGAGACCUGCACCAGCGGCCGAGAGUCGCGAGAAGACUCUUGCGCGACGGCACCGGCUAUUCACGAGUUCGAGGAUAUGAAAAUUAUCGGUCAGGUUGUGGGCCUAAUAUUUAAUUUUAGUAAGUCUAAAUAGCAAACUAUUGAAGAGACUCUAUUUUUAAACUUGUCAUCUCUUUUAGCAAGUUGCCAAAUCACAA
Messenger RNA from Sorghum bicolor (sorghum), 668 nucleotides. RefSeq lists its product as uncharacterized. NCBI's taxonomy places the organism in Eukaryota, Viridiplantae, Streptophyta, Magnoliopsida, Poales, Poaceae. The transcript is spliced from 2 exons. The record is from RefSeq and is a predicted model, not a curated record. The coding region runs from base 1 to 585 and encodes 194 amino acids.